Acytostelium subglobosum LB1 is the source of this 3081-nucleotide messenger RNA. RefSeq lists its product as hypothetical. Gene Ontology annotation, cellular component: COPII vesicle coat; endoplasmic reticulum exit site. The record is from RefSeq and is a predicted model, not a curated record. Gene Ontology annotation, molecular function: SNARE binding; zinc ion binding. Gene Ontology annotation, biological process: COPII-coated vesicle cargo loading; endoplasmic reticulum to Golgi vesicle-mediated transport; intracellular protein transport. The transcript is spliced from 4 exons. The coding region runs from base 1 to 3081 and encodes 1026 amino acids. NCBI's taxonomy places the organism in Eukaryota, Evosea, Eumycetozoa, Acytosteliales, Acytosteliaceae.
AUGUCACAGCCACCACCAACAGGAGCCUACAAUACAGGCUACCCUCCUCAGCCAAUGAAUCCACAACAACAACAGUAUCCAGGUUAUCAACAACCACCUGUUGCUCAACCAUAUGGACAACCAAUGCCUCAGAAUGUUGUUGGUGUAGUACCAACAUCACCUCAACAGCAACCACAGCCACAAAUGUAUCAGACACAGCCACAGUCUCAUCUACAGCCACAGUCACCAAUGGCACCUCAGCCAUAUAACACACAACAGGUGGCCGGUAAUGUUCCUGCACCUAUUACUCAGCCUUAUGUACCACAACAGCAACAGCAAGGUACUCCACAGACUCAAGUGUACCAACAGCUACCACCUCAACAACAGCAGAUGUAUCAACAACAGCCACCAAUGGGUGUUGUUGCUCAGCCAUAUGGACAACCUCCAGCAGUUGUUGGUCAGCCCUACAUGAACAAUCAACAGCAACCUUAUGGACAGCAGGUUGCCCCUCAGCCACAGAUGUAUCAACAGGUGCCACCCAUCCAAGGUCAAGUUCAAGGUCAAGGCCUGGGUCAGCAGCAGCCACCCUUUGGACAGCCAUACCAACAGCAGCCUUAUCAGCAAGCACAACCUGGAUACCCACCACAACAACAGAUGCAGUAUCAGCAACAGCAACAAUACCAGACAGGACAACCUGGUCAGCCACAACAGCAGCAGCCAUAUGGUCAACAACAGUAUCAACCACAGAUGCCCAACAUGCAGGGUCUGUCACUUGGUCCCAACCCUGGCCCCAACCCAGUGGUGCAGGCACCAGCGCCACAGGGCGAGAACAGGAUCAAUCAGGCACAGGUGCCCAACCCCGCCACCGUGCUCGAAGCCAACAAAGCUUACGUGUUCAACACCAAUGCCACAGACAUGCCACCACCCUCCUCCAUCCAGCAGGCGGUGAUCGAUCAGCACAACUCGGCGCCAUACUUUAUGCGCUCCACUCUGUACACAAUCCCCGACACGGAGGACACGCUCAACAACACCAGUCUGCCAUUCGCCAUUCACACGACUCCCUUGGCAGGCCACGACACUCUGCCCCUCGUCGACCACGGUCCCAGUGGACCCAUUCGUUGCACACGUUGCAUGGCCUACAUGAACCCGCACAACACCUUCAUCAAUGGUGGCAAGUUCUUCAUCUGCAAGCUCUGUGACUAUGAGAAUGAUGUCCCUCAACACUACUUUAGUGCGACACUUCCAAGUGGCGUGCGAUCUGAUUAUGAUCAGCGCGCUGAGCUUCAACGUGGAUCGUACGAGUUUGUGGCACUGACAAAGCCAACCGACCCCAAGCUGCAGCCAGCCUACGUGUUUGCCAUUGAGAUCUCCACCAACACGGUGACAUCUGGCGUACUGGCCACCGUCGUGCAGAGCCUCAGGAAGGUGCUCAAUGAGAUGUACGAUCACACGCCACAGCGUAUCGGUAUCAUUACAUACGACACCGACGUCCACUUCUGGAGCUUCAAGAAGAACUACAACACGCCCCAGAUGAAGGUCGUCACCAAGAGCAGCGUAUUCGUGCCCAUCCAGGAAGGCUUCCUCGUGGACUACCGCGAGUCCAAGGCGCUGGUCGACUACUUCUUUGACAACAUCACCAACUUCUUCAAGUACCCACAGCCCCCCAACAAGGAGUUUGCGUUUGGCGCCGCCGUCCAGUCGGCCUCGCUCGCAUUAGAGAAGUGUGGUGGUCGCGUGUUUGCCUUCUCCACCAACCUGCCCAAGGGCAACCCGGGCGCCGUACACAAGCGCGACGCCAAGUCUGAGAAGAACCUGGUGCCCGCGCCCGCACCCUUCAGCAACUUCUACAAGCCCGUAGCACAGCACUGCGCCAAGACCAACGUGUCGGUCAACCUAUUCCUGAUUCCAAGCGAGGAGUGCGAGCUGGCCACGACGGCCGUGCUGGCAACGACUACUGGCGGCCACAUUCACUACUAUCAACAUCUUAGACACGACAGCAUGGAGGCACUGCACGACGACAUUGUUCAUGAUGCCACUCAACCGUACGGACUCAACGUGGCAAUCAAGAUCCGUUGCAGUCGCGGUCUGACCGUGGCCUCCAACCUUGGCCACUUUGUCGAGGAGGAGGGCGAGGUGCGCAUUGCGGGCCUCACCAACGACAAGUGCAUCACCACAUUGAUCAAGUAUGACGACAAGCUGAAACCCAAGUCUAAGGCCUACCUCCAGUUCGCCAUGAUGUACACCAACAUGCGUGGCGAGAGCCGCAUCCGUGUGCACAACCUGCGUCUCAAUGUGGAGGCGGCGGCGCCAGCCACCAUGUCCACCUUCUUCAAGGAUGCCGAUUUAGACUCGAUCAUCACACUGUUUGCCAGGGUGCGCACCAUCACCACAGAGAAGGCCGUCGACCUCCUCGCGUCCUACCGCAAGCACUGCGCAGCCGACAAGUCGCACACUCAGCUGAUCCUUCCCGAGUGCUUCAAGCUGCUGCCCAUAUAUGUGCUGGCCAUGAUGAAGGCGCCCGCCUUCUUGCUGAGCGGCUCGACGCCCGACCUAAGAGUGUACCUUGUCAGUCUCUUUGCCUCAUUGCCACCAGCCAAGAUCAUACCCAUGGUCUAUCCACGUCUGUACCCGAUUCACAACCUGCAGCCACAGCAUGGAACACAGCAUGCGGACCAUCACUACACCAUCCUGCCGCCCUUCGUACGUCUGUCUCAAGAACAAGUUGUACAAGACGGUGUGUUCAUCGUUGAGAACGGUCGCAACAUCUUCAUCUGGGUUCAGCAAUUCGCCUCACAGAACGUACUCCGUGAUCUGUUCUCAAUCGACUCCAUCGUUGGACACAACGCUACAAAGAUCGCAUCUUUGUUUGCUUCGUUGAAUGGUGCCAAUGACUACCAUCAACGUGUGGAGAACAUUGUUAGUGAGAUCAGCAGGUUGCGUGGAUUGGGUUCAUCACAGAGAUCAGUGCAGUUUGUGAUCCAGAACGAUCCAAUGGAUUCUUAUCUACGGUCCCUAUUCUACGAGGACAAGGGAUUGGACUCUGUAUCCUAUAUAGACUAUUUAUGCCAGAUUCAUCGACAGAUACAGAACAAACUCUCGUAA